This is a messenger RNA of Dendrobium catenatum, 973 nucleotides long. RefSeq names its product SUMO-conjugating enzyme SCE1. Gene Ontology annotation, molecular function: SUMO conjugating enzyme activity. The record is from RefSeq and is a predicted model, not a curated record. Lineage: Eukaryota; Viridiplantae; Streptophyta; Magnoliopsida; Asparagales; Orchidaceae. The transcript is spliced from 6 exons. Gene Ontology annotation, biological process: protein sumoylation. Bases 196 to 678 code for a protein of 160 amino acids. Gene Ontology annotation, cellular component: nucleus.
GGGAUUUCAGGCCAUCUUUUACGUUUGAUCAAGAUCAGCUGGUCAGCAAUGACGUUCCUCCUCGGGAGUAAGCUUCGCCACCCCCUUAAAUGAUUCGAAUAACCGAUACAUGUCGCUUCAGUUCUCCUUCUUGAGUUGGAAGGGCCGCUUUUGUUCUCUCUGUUUCCCUUUCUCUCUCUAUCAGGAUUUGAAGAAAUGUCAGGAGGCAUUGCACGAGGGCGUCUUGCUGAAGAACGCAAAGCAUGGCGUAAAAAUCAUCCUCAUGGUUUCGUGGCCAAACCAGAAACAUUAGCGGAUGGUACUGUCAAUAUUAUGGUGUGGCAUUGUACAAUACCUGGAAAACAAGGGACUGAGUGGGAUGGUGGUCACUACCCCCUCACACUCCACUUCAGUGAGGACUACCCAAGCAAGCCUCCCAAGUGCAGAUUUCCACAAGGUUUCUUCCAUCCAAAUGUUUACCCCUCCGGUACUGUUUGCCUUUCAAUUCUCAACGAGGAUAGUGGUUGGAGACCUGCCAUCACUGUGAAACAAAUUCUUGUGGGGAUACAGGAUUUACUUGAUCAGCCAAAUCCUUCUGAUCCUGCUCAGACUGAUGGAUAUCAUCUUUUUAUUCAGGAUCCUGUGGAAUACAAACAACGGGUUAGGCAGCAAGCAAAGCAGUAUCCUCAGCUGAUCUGAUCUCUCUUUCUUCACCACAAGACCAAUGUGAUAUUUCUCUACCUGCUUUUAAUAUGUCGGCAUUGGCUUUUUAACCAUGGAACUUCUCUGUUUUGAACUACUCUUUCCCCAUUGUGUGGGGCUUGUAAUUAAAGAUAGAUCUUGUUUGAACUUCAUGAAUAUCUUGUUUGAACUUCAUGAAUAACUGGCGCAGUUGAAACAAAAUGUUUUGGUAAGAAAAUAUACUUUUUUACUUUGGUUGUGCAAAACCUGAAAAUUUUAAAGAGCUGUCUGAUUAUUACCUUUUCUGAGUGAA